Ostrinia furnacalis (Asian corn borer) is the source of this 1718-nucleotide messenger RNA. RefSeq names its product Succinyl-coenzyme A synthetase beta subunit, GDP-forming (gene ScsbetaG). Gene Ontology annotation, biological process: tricarboxylic acid cycle; succinyl-CoA metabolic process. Gene Ontology annotation, cellular component: mitochondrion; succinate-CoA ligase complex. Gene Ontology annotation, molecular function: ATP binding; succinate-CoA ligase (GDP-forming) activity. The record is from RefSeq and is a predicted model, not a curated record. NCBI's taxonomy places the organism in Eukaryota, Metazoa, Arthropoda, Insecta, Lepidoptera, Crambidae. The transcript is spliced from 5 exons. The coding region runs from base 134 to 1393 and encodes 419 amino acids.
CGUUGAUUGUCGGAUUAAAAAAAAAUAGACGUCAUCACUCUUAUCAAAACGCGAUAACGUAAAUAAAAAUCUUUUUGAUUCAGAACAUUACGAAUUAACUAUUGUUAGUUUCUCCGAGUGAACAAAGUUCGCUAUGUCUGCGUUUAAGAAUUUUAAAUUAUUUAAAGUGCUCAAUGUGAAACAUCCACAAGUUAAUAUCAAGAGAAACUUAAAUCUACAGGAGUAUCAUAGUAAAGAUCUUCUAAGAAAGCAUCAGGUUACUGUUCAAGAUUUCCGCAUACUGGAUACUAAAUUAGAUACGACACCUCUUUCUGAUUUCAAGGCCAAUGAAUACGUAGUGAAGGCUCAAAUUCUUGCCGGUGGCAGAGGCAAAGGCCACUUUGAUAACGGGUUCAAAGGUGGUGUUCAUCUGACUAAGAAACAAGAUGAAAUUGUACCUCUAGCAAAGAAUAUGCUUGGGCAUAAGCUCAUUACUAAGCAGACACCAAAAGAUGGUAUAAAGGUAGAUAAAGUCAUGGUGGCCGAGAGUGUAAACAUAAAACGGGAAACAUACCUAAGUAUAAUAAUGGAGAGGAGCUACAAUGGUGCUGCUAUAGUAGCUUCACCAGCUGGUGGCAUGGAUAUAGAAACUGUUGCAGAGGAAACACCUCAUCUGUUGAAAACAGUUCCAAUUGAUAUUUAUGAAGGUGUUACUGAUAAGGUUGCUAAUCAAAUAGCAGAAUUCUUAGAAUUUAAGGGUCCCCUGAGGAGCAAAUGUGCACAAGAAAUAAAAAAUCUAUGGCAACUAUUUAUGAAGGUAGAUGCAACACAGCUGGAAAUCAAUCCUCUGGUUGAAACUGAUGAUGGCAGAGUGGUAGCAGUUGAUGCAAAAAUCAAUUUCGAUGACAAUGCAAAGUUUAGGCAAGCUGAUAUAUUUGCCCUUGAUGAUGUUUCAGAAACUGAUCCUAGAGAGAGGGAUGCAGCAGCUCAAAACCUUGUCUAUAUUGACAUGGAUGGCAGCAUAGGGUGCAUGGUCAAUGGUGCUGGCCUAGCCAUGGCCACCAUGGACCUGAUUAAUUUGAAUGGUGGCAGACCAGCCAAUUUCUUGGAUUUGGGUGGUGGUGUUGGGCAGGCCCAAGUUGCUGUUGCCCUGAAAAUCCUGGAGUCAGACCCUAAAGUUAAAACCAUUUUUGUGAAUGUCUUUGCUGGUAUUGUCAACUGUGCUACAAUUGCUAAUGGGAUUGUAGCAGCUUGCAAAGAAAAUCCACCAAAGCAUGCUAUGGUCAUAAGGCUGGAGGGCACCAACUCUGCAGCUGCCAGGAAAAUUUUAGAGGAAUCUGGAUUCCCUGUUACUAUCUUAAAUGAUGCAGAUGAGGCAGCUAAGAUGGCUGUUAAAUUAGCUCAACAGAAAUAAUCAAAUAUAAUUUAAUAAUGUAGAAAAAGAAAACGGCUCUGGUGUUGAAUCCCUUACUUAAUAUGAAUUUAUUCAUUAGUAUAAUGUAAGCUAUGUGCAUUUCAUUCCCAUGGCAAACUAAUCCAGUGGAUUGUAUCUUUAAAAUUCUUGCAUUUUAGAAAAUAACACUUCAUUUGCUGUGACUAACACUUUUUUGUAUAGGUGCUAUCCCUAGUGUAAAGACUGAUAAACAAUAUUUUCACCUAACCAACCAUGGUUAGUUAAUUUUUAAUAUUCGACAUGGCAUUCGGCCGCAGUCCACGCGAUCAUAAAUGCACAAAAAAUG